AAGCAACGAGACACAAGAUAGCAGACCUCAGCGCGCCGCCACUCUCUCCCCCCCACACUCGCUACCUGCUUCCUCUCGCCUCGCUGUUUUAUUCCUUGAGUUUGUUUUGCCUUCCAGAGUUCCGUCGUGAGGUGAAGAUGAAAUACGUCAUUGCUCUUGUGUUUGUGGCGGUGGCGGAGGCGGCGGUGGUGACGACGCAGACUCGGGGACAGGGAUGCGUGACAGUGGCGCCUGCUGAGAACUUCGUGAACGCUAUGUAUGAAGGACGCUGGUAUGAGAUUGGCAGGAUCCAGACGCCGGGCGGGGCCGCGUUCCAGAAGGACUGUUGGUGCGACACGACAGACUUCCACUCGGAGACGCAGCUGGUGGGCGACGGCGAGGCGACCUACUCCUGCAGGAAGCACGGGCCGGACGGCGACCUGCAGAGCGCCACAGCUGACCUUCUCUUCGAUGGCAUUCCUGGGAAGUUUAAACAGCAGUUUCGGUUCCCAUUCGCUCCCAAGCUGGACUAUACCGUUGUGUUUGUCGACGAGAACGUCGCGAUGGAAUAUGACUGCGAUACGAGCUUUGGCAUCACUAACUACUGCAUCCACUUCAUGGCGCGCACUCCCCACAUGGACUCCGCCGCGCUGGACGCCCUCAUACUUUACGCCGAAAGCCUCGGCCUCAACACUCAGAACAUCACCUACAGGGCCACGGAGCAGGAGGGCUGCUGGUAGUGGUGCUGCUAGUGCUAGUGUGACCUAGAUGCUGUAGUAGUAGGAGUAGUAGUGAGGAUGAGGAAAAUCCUUCAGUAGUAGUAGUAGUAGUAGUAGUAGUAGUAUUAAUAGUAGUAGCAGCAUAAAUUAAUUUAAUUCAUGUACGAGAAAAAUACCUAUUACCAUUAUAUAUUGCAAUACCGUUCAGUAUAAAUCGUAACACACACACAAAGCAUACACAGACUCAGAUACUCAUGUAGCUACAGCACACCUGAAGAAGUACAUACGUACUAAUGUCUGCUAAAACCACA
Molecule: messenger RNA, 1009 nt
Organism: Scylla paramamosain (green mud crab)
Lineage: Eukaryota; Metazoa; Arthropoda; Malacostraca; Decapoda; Portunidae
Product: apolipoprotein D-like
Exons: 6
Coding region: 138-719 (193 amino acids)
Biological process (GO): lipid metabolic process; response to reactive oxygen species
Cellular component (GO): cytoplasm
Source: RefSeq, a predicted model, not a curated record